Molecule: messenger RNA, 983 nt
Organism: Colletotrichum phormii
Lineage: Eukaryota; Fungi; Ascomycota; Sordariomycetes; Glomerellales; Glomerellaceae
Exons: 1
Coding region: 190-720 (176 amino acids)
Source: RefSeq, a predicted model, not a curated record
GGAAGAGGAUGCAACCAUGUGUCUGCCGGGCUUGCUGCGUGACAACCGCCGCCCAUCCACCCGCCAAGAAACAUUUGGUUGGCACGACUCGAACGGCGGCAUGGCACAUGGAUCGAUGCCAAUCGUCAGCCCAAAGUUCAAACAAACCGUCGACAGUCGACCCAAUCUUGCCGCCACCAAAGGGGGAUCAUGGAUGAUGGAUGCGAUGAUAUGCCUUCUAGAAAGAAUGCCCAACAUCGUCAGACCAGCACACCCGAGACCAGUCCGGCGCGUCACUCGUUUUCCUUUGACACCUCUUCCGAGCCGUUGCCAUCGCUUUUGUCGGCCUCAUUGGAUCCUUCACUCUUAGGCCAUAUUCAUACAUCCACACACUGUCGACGGACCGACAUCGUUGAUACACUACGUCCAAUGCAGCGACUGCUGCGUCCACUUACGUAUCUGCACCUCGCCAAUUGUACAAGCGUCGGCCUGCGACCGCCAUGUGUUCUAUGCCGUGUCGCCUCUGCAUGGUUUACGGGCAACGAACUCCUGGUCGGCACACAAAAGAAAGUAGCUGUCGUGUAUCCGGAUGGACGGUUCAUAUCCAAGUCUUCCACCGCGGCCACCACCAACGGAGCAUUAGAGGAGGGACCGGUCCUCUUAUUAAUCUACAUAAUCGCCAAUCCACCGGCACCUCGAUCAACUCGUGGGCCCCGACGGACGCCGACCCACCAACUUUGAGCGAUUCGCACGCGGCACCGCUCACAUCCUGGAAGAAGAUUGUGUGAUUCAAGAUGGGCGAGCCGCGGCGCAUCGUCAACCUGCCAGGUUUCUCCGGGAAGCCAUCAUCAUCCCUGUCUGAACAGUGUGAUGUGAUCCGCCGCGGACGGAGGGAAAAAAAGAAGGGCUGGACUGUUGUAAAGAUGUGGGUUUCUUCACCGUUCGACCAGUGAUUGGAGUCGACGCCUCCAAGAAUCAAGACAGCGUCAACUAAAAAGCCCAAC